Coregonus clupeaformis (lake whitefish) is the source of this 6962-nucleotide messenger RNA. It is a transcript of the gene adgrl2a, whose product is annotated as adhesion G protein-coupled receptor L2a. Gene Ontology annotation, biological process: brain development; cell surface receptor signaling pathway; adenylate cyclase-activating G protein-coupled receptor signaling pathway. The transcript is spliced from 26 exons. The record is from RefSeq and is a predicted model, not a curated record. Bases 736 to 5328 code for a protein of 1530 amino acids. Gene Ontology annotation, molecular function: carbohydrate binding; G protein-coupled receptor activity. NCBI's taxonomy places the organism in Eukaryota, Metazoa, Chordata, Actinopteri, Salmoniformes, Salmonidae. Gene Ontology annotation, cellular component: neuron projection; membrane.
CCGUGUCAGGUUUUGACAGCAGUCCAUUCACAGACGGCUCUUGCAGAAGGCAGCCUGCCCUGCUGCGACUCACUGCACUGGCCACUGGCUCUGUUUACUGGAAGCCUGCUCCGGUGUAUCAAGCAAGUCUCUCAAUGCUGUGAGCGGGAUCUUUUCCCAAACGCGAGACGCUGAAACUUUGCAGUACCAUUGAACCUCAUUCUCUCAUCCAGGGGAACUCGGCGCGGGUUGACGUCAACUGCGGUCUCCUUUUUUUCUGCAGAGAAUAGGUUUCACUGCCUGUUCGCUCUUCUUCCCCCUGUCUCUUCGGGUCUGGAUUGUUGCUUGGACUCCAGGCGAACAGGGGAGCAGAGAUUAAAUGCUCGAGCAGAACUGUUGAUGAGUUAAGACUGAGCAGUACCUUGCCAUGGAAGAGUGUGUCCGGUCUGGGGGAAUGUAUGGGCUGAAAGAGGGAACAGUUGCCUGAUAAAGCCCUAUCUGUCCCAGAUAAGUGGAGCAUGCAUCAGAACUGCAGAGCUUCUCUCUGCACUGCCUGCUGUCUUCUGAUCUGCAGAGGAGUUCCUGUUACAAGACUGCCAGCUUUCUACACACUGCCAUUGUCCAACUGAUUUUUUUCUGCCACUGACUUCAUCUUAUUUAUUGUGACUGUUUGCUCAGAAAGGUGAGAGGAUCAAGGAUGAACAUCUUUGAGAGCUGUUUGCCUGGACUUUAACCCCCAUUCAUCGCUACCAAAUCAUGCAGAGACCAUCCACACAAGGCACUAUGGCAUGCUCUCUGUGGAUUCUACCAACCUUCUGCUGGCUUAUCAAUGCAAUGGCCCUAAUACAGUCUUCAGAGGGGUUUAGCCGGGCUGCCCUGCCGUUCGGCUUAGUGCGGAGAGAGCUGUCUUGUGAGGGUUAUCCGAUCGACCUACGCUGUCCAGGAAGUGAUGUCAUCAUGAUUGAAAGUGCCAACUACGGCCGAACUGACGACAAGAUCUGCGACGCUGACCCCUUCCAGAUGGAGAACAUCAACUGCUAUCUCCCGGACGCCUACAAGAUCAUGUCACAAAGGUGCAACAAUCGAACCCAGUGCAUAGUGAUCACAGGUUCUGAUGUCUUCCCAGACCCCUGUCCAGGAACCUACAAAUAUCUGGAGGUCCAGUAUGAGUGUGUUCCCUACAAAGUGGAGCAAAAAGUUUUUGUUUGUCCUGGGACUCUGAAAGCUGUCGGAGAUCCUUCCUUUCUCUUUGAAGCGGAGCAGCAAGCCGGGUCAUGGUGCAAAGACCCUCUACAAGCCGGUGACAAAAUCUACUUCAUGCCUUGGACUCCUUACCGGACAGACACACUCAUUGAGUACUCUUCCCUCGACGACUUCCAAAACGCCCGGCAAACCAUCACGUACAAGCUCCCCCACCGGGUGGAUGGCACUGGAUUUGUGGUCUACGACGGGGCCGUGUUUUUCAACAAGGAGAGGACCCGCAACAUUGUAAAGUUUGACAUACGGACCCGAAUCAAAAGCGGCGAGGCCAUCAUCAAUAACGCCAACUAUCACGACACGUCACCCUACAAGUGGGGCGGAAAAACUGACAUCGACCUGGCCGUGGAUGAGAACGGCCUGUGGGUGAUCUACGCCACAGAGCAGAACAAUGGCAUGAUGGUUAUCAGCCAGUUGAACCCUUACACACUGCGCUUCGAGGCCACCUGGGAGACGACGUACGACAAGCGAUCUGCCUCCAAUGCCUUCAUGAUCUGUGGAGUACUCUACGUAGUGAGGUCCACAUAUGAAGAUAACGAGAGUGAAAUUAGCAAAAGCUUGAUAGAUUAUGUUUACAAUACCAAACAGAACCGUGGAGAGUAUGUGGAUAUCCACUUUCCCAACCAGUAUCAGUAUAUCGCAGCUGUGGAUUACAAUCCCAGAGAUAACCAGCUAUACGUGUGGAAUAAUUUUUACAUCCUGAGAUAUAAUCUGGAGUUCGGACCACCCGAUCCCGCUCACGCUACACCUCUCUCCGAAGCGACCUUGGCGCCGGCUGAGCCUCUCCGGACGACAACCACCACAGCAACCACCACGGCAGCACGCAACAAAGGCGUAGCAAACACCAUGACCACAACAGGGCCCAAGGAGGGUAACAACAGAGGAGAGCUCAAACCCCCUCCGGAGGUUCCCCAGACCACCGCCCCGCCGCCUCUGGAGUCCUUCCCCCUACCGGAGCGCUUCUGUGAGACCACGGAGAAGAGGGACAUCGUGUGGCCUCAGACCCAGAGGGGCAUGUUAGUAGAGAGGCCUUGCCCAAAGGGGACCCGAGGCACCGCCUCUUAUUUAUGUGUACUUGCCACGGGGGCCUGGCACCCAAAGGGCCCUGAUCUCAGCAACUGCACUUCCCACUGGGUCAACCAAGUAGCCCAGAAGAUCCGUAGUGGCGAGAACGCAGCUAACCUGGCCAACGAGCUGGCCAAGCACACCAAAGGGCCCAUCUUUGCCGGCGACGUGAGUUCGUCAGUCCGACUGAUGGAACAGCUGGUCGACAUCCUGGAUGCUCAGCUUCAGGAGCUGAGACCCAGCGAGAAAGACUCUGCGGGCCGCAGUUUUAACAAGCUUCAAAAACGAGAAAGGACAUGCAGGGCGUACAUGAAGGCCAUUGUAGACACAGUUGACAACCUUCUGAGACCAGAGGCUCUGAAGUCCUGGCAUGAUAUGAACAGCACGGAACAGACACAUGCUGCUACUAUGUUACUGGAUACCCUGGAGGAAGGCGCGUUCGUCCUUGCCGACAACCUAAUGGAGCCGGCUAUUGUGAAAGUACCUGCUGAUAAUAUAAUCCUGGAUGUGUAUGUGCUCAGCACGGACGGCCAGGUUCAGGAUUUCAAAUUUCCACAGGCCAGCAAGGGUGGUGUUUCUAUCCAGCUGUCCUCCAAUACUGUCAAGCUCAACAGUCGGAAUGGGGUUGCCAAGCUGGUGUUUGUUUUGUACAAAAACCUUGGGCAGUUUCUCAGCACUGACAACGCCACGAUCAAAAUGUCCAACGAUGCUUAUGGGCGGAAUGUGUCGGUGGCUGUAAAUUCGGACAUCAUUGCCGCCUCCAUCAACAAAGAGUCCAGUCGCGUGUUCAUCACGGACCCUGUGAUUUUCACCCUGGAACACAUUGAUAUGGACCACUACUUCAACUCCAAUUGCUCCUUUUGGAAUUAUUCUGAGAGGAGCAUGAUGGGAUACUGGUCCACCCAGGGCUGCAAGCUCCUGGGCUCCAAUAAGACCCACACCACCUGCUCCUGCAGUCAUCUCACCAACUUUGCAGUUCUCAUGGCACAUCGGGAAAGCUCGGGCCAAGAUGGAGUGCACAAGUUACUCUUGACUGUCAUCACCCGGGUGGGCAUCGUCAUCUCGCUGGUGUGCUUGGCCAUCAGCAUUUUCACCUUCUGCUUCUUCCGGGGCCUGCAGAGCGAUCGCAACACCAUCCACAAGAACCUGUGCAUCAAUCUCUUCAUCGCCGAGUUAAUAUUCCUAAUCGGUAUCGAUAUGACUGAACCCAAGAUUGGCUGUUCCAUCGUCGCUGGGAUUUUGCAUUUCUUCUUCCUGGCCUCAUUCUCCUGGAUGUGUUUGGAGGGCGUUCAGUUAUACCUCAUGCUGGUGGAAGUUUUCGAGAGUGAACAUUCAAGGAAAAAGUACUACUAUGUAUCUGGAUACCUUCUCCCAGCCAUUGUGGUGGGUGUCUCUGCUGCUAUUGACUACAGGAGCUACGGGACAAAGAAAGCUUGCUGGCUAAGAGUGGACAAUCACUUCAUAUGGAGCUUUUUAGGACCUGUCACCUUCAUCAUCAUGCUCAAUCUCAUCUUCCUGGUCAUCACCAUGUACAAAAUGGUGAAGCACUCCACUACUCUGAAACCAGACUCCAGCAGAUUGGAGCACAUCAAUAAUUAUCGUGUUUGUGACGGCUACUAUAAUACCGAUUUGCCUGGCUAUGAAGAUAAUAAACCAUUUAUCAAAUCUUGGGUCCUGGGGGCGUUUGCACUGCUUUGCCUGAUGGGACUCGCGUGGUCGUUCGGCUUGUUCUUUAUCAACGAGUCCUCUGUGGUGAUGGCCUACCUCUUCACAAUAUUCAACACCUUCCAAGGAAUGUUCAUCUUAAUUUUCCACUGCAUUCUCCAGAAAAAAGUCCGUAAAGAGUACAUCAAAUGUUUCCGCCACACAUAUUGCUGUGGUGGCUUACCAACGGAGAGCUCACACAGCUCAACAAAGACCUCUACCACAAGGACAAGUGCACGCUACUCCUCGGGCACACAGAGCCGUAUCAGGAGAAUGUGGAAUGACACCGUAAGAAAGCAAUCUGAGUCCUCCUUUAUCUCAGGUGACAUCAACAGCACCUCCACCCUUAACCAAGGAAUGACGGGCAAUUAUCUACUAACAAACCCUCUUCUUCGACCACAAGGCACUAACAACCCUUAUAACACCUUACUGGCUGAAACAGUCGUAUGUAACGCUCCCACGGCUCCAGUGUUUAACUCUCCAGUGACCUACAGAGAGACAAGACACACACACACACUGAACCAUCCCAGGGACACCAGUGCAAUGGAUACUCUACCGCUAAAUGGUAACUUUAACAAUAGCUACUCGCUUCGCAAUGGGGACUACGGCGACAGUGUGCAGGUGGUGGACUGUGGACUCAGCCUGGACGACGCAGCCUUUGAAAAAAUGAUAAUAUCGGAGCUGGUGCACAACAACCUACGGGCUUGCAACAAGAGCCACAACCACCACGUGGAGAGUGGGGCUCCUCUUCCUCCAUUGUCCAAGAAGGUGCACGUGGUGGGCGGGAGCAGCAGGGAAGAUGACGCCAUCGUGGCUGACACCUCAUCUUUGGUGCACAGCCACAAUAUCAACACACCGGUGGGCCUGGGCAUAGAGCUGCACCACCGGGAGCUGGAGGCCCCACUCAUUCCCCAGCGGACUCACUCACUUCUGUACCAGCCGCAGAAGAGAGUGAAGACCACAGAGGGGGGCUUGGAGAGCUAUGUCAGCCAGCUCACGACCGACGAGCACGAAGACAGCCUGCAGUCCCCAAACAGAGACUCUUUGUACACUAGUAUGCCUACCCUAAGGGACUCCCCAUACACCGAGAGCAGCCCCAAUGCGGAGGAGCUGGAGGACCUCUCGAGCCCCUCUAAGAGGAGCGAGAACGAGGACGUUUACUACAAGAGCAUGCCUAACUUAGGAGCAGGACACCAGCUCCAAGCGUACUACCAAAUAAGUAGAGGAAACAGUGAUGGUUACAUUAUCCCUAUUACAAAAGAGGGCUGCAUCCCUGAAGGAGAUGUACGGGAAGGACAGAUGCAGUUAGUGACAAGCCUUUAAAAUAUAUUUCAAUCAUCGUCCCCUGUCUGCAUUCCCGACCUCCUCGAGGACAAACAGUACUGUACUCUGAGACAUACACACACACUCGCUCAUCUCCCCCCAGACUUGCCACACCCCAUUCUCCUCACAAACCAACAGACUUAAGGGCACUGCGAUGGCAGUGCAACAUUACCCCGACCGCUGGAGUGGAGUUUUAAACAGACUGUAUAUAAAAUGCAGAGUUCAAUUUAAGACACAUACCAAUUCUGUAUUUAAUUAUUCUGCUGCUGUUGAAUAAAAAAAAAAAGAUAUAAAAAACGAUUUAAAAAAUGUUAUCGGCCACUCCAGUUCAGCUGUUUUUUUCCGGCCAAAGGUUGUACAUACACUCCCACCAUCCUUGUCAAGCCUGUUUCGUAUUAUAUACAAAAUGAAGCUCUCAGACCAGGAUUUAUUUGUUUGGUGGUGUUCCUGAUCAGACUAUUAAUUAGGAAUAUAAGGUCCUGGAUCCUAGAGUUGUCCCCAUCACCGUGAAGGUUGGAUUAACCACUAGCAAUCAAGCCCCAGGCCUUAUAUUUUCUCAAUUGAGCUGUUGUCAAGGGAAAUGGCUAAAUGAAUAUAUAUUUUGUUGUAUUGCUAGUGUAAAAUAAAAUUCAUGGAAACCGUAAAUAUAAAGAAACCUUUUAAUUGAAAAUGUAACAUUUGAAGAUAAUAUUGUGUAAAGGUUGCACAUAUGUUAUAAAAUGUAUUUAUUGUUCUUACACAUCGUUCAUUAUAGGAUGUUUGAACAAAAAAAUCUGAUGAAAACAAAAUAAGUCUACAAAGACCAAGGUUAAUGCAUACCUACUUUUUCCACUUGUGAAGAGUGUUUUUGCAUACUGAAUUCAUAUACAGUAUGUUGUCCAUUGAAAUUAUAUGAUUUGAUAUAGCUAAAAGGUAGUUAUUUUAGUAAAGUGGGAAUAAAACCUAUGAAUACCCUAAGAAAGUCAUGCCAUACAAUUAUUUUGUGUGAAUCUGAUUUAAAUAAUCAAAUCGGAUAAACAAUCAUGACAUUGAAAUGGGCCACUCAAGACUAACAGCCACUCGAGAUAAAAAAAAAUUACCAUAACGUUUUGAUUCAUUAUAAAUGUAUUUCUUCUGCCUGGGUAUGGACAUUUAUUUAUUGAAAUAUUUUCAAAAGAUUAUACAUUGGAAAAUGUGGUAAUAUUUUCCAGCACUGGUAUACAUAGUCCUUCUUUUUAUGUAAACAUGUUAUUAAGGGGCCCAUCAAUAAAGACUAAUGUAAAGUUCAACACUUGUUUAACAAAUAAAUAAAUGUGAGAUUUUUUGGUAAAAUGCCAGUUGUUUUAUUAAUGUACCAUUGGAGAAGUUAUAGGUUUGAUUAUUUUGCUAUGGACAAAAUACACUUUUGACUCAAGUUAUGAGUACAUCCCAAGCACCUUGGAAGGUUAUCAGUGAUAUAUUUUCAGAGGGAUUUCUUUGCUUUUGUUUUCUAUCAAAGACAUUGCCUAUUAGUCAAGCUCAUUUCACCUUAUGUGUUGAUAAGCCAAAUCUUUCCAUGUGAUUAAAUGAUGAGAAACUCAGGUAGGAAAAUUACAUUUUAAAUGUUCCUCUGUGUGGUUGUAACACUCCAAUAAAAGUUCAAUAAUUACACCGGU